UUGCUAUUAUUGUCACCAAAAUUGUCUCCACAACUGAUCCACAAGUGAUUGACCACUCAUUUGACGAGCUUAUAGGAGAUGUCGUCCGAGUUUAACAUCCAUAACGAUGUGAACCAAUUGAUGAAACUCUUAGAAAUUGAAGACAAUGCCAUCGAUGGUGUGUCCGCCGAGACAAUCGCAGACAAUCUCUCCAAAAGUGUGGACCAGAGAUCCAAAACUCGUGGCGCGAAAGACACGUUCUUAAGGAGUCUGGAAAUAAAAUAUAUGCUAAAACUCCAGAACAAGAUGUCUUCCUCGAGGUCCAGUCGCAGACCAGCCACAGACCAAACGGAUGCCAUCCCGCCAUCGAUUCCAAGGCACGCGUCCACCUCUUCGGCCGAUCGCCACUCCUUUCACUCGACGGCCACUCAAAGGCUGUCCGGAAGUGAGCUGAAGAGUCCACUGAAAAGUCCGGAAUUGUCGACAAAAACGAAAGAGUUGUCGACUAAGAAGAAGGACAAACGUAAGUCGUCUGACUGGAAGUUCUUGACCUUUGAUUAUCAGUUCAAUGAUUGGUCUCAAGAAGAGUCUAUUAGGCCUUUGAAUAGUCUAUCGGUUGCCGAACAGGAGAGCGCUCUCAUUGAAGACCUAUUAUUUGUUUUGAUUGGAGUCGAAGGGAAGUACAUUCGGUUGCAGCCAUUGAAAGACAAACCCAAUAAACACGACAUUAUUGUCGACAAAAGUGGUGACGAACUGCUGUACACUCUCGCCGCUCGUAUAACAGCUUUGUGUCCAUACUUUUCACAAAUCAUUCACUUCAUCGACACAAUAGACAACGGUUUAGUUAAUCAGUCACUCGUGGCAGCCAUGAGGGCACAGAUCAAAGACUUUUUUACACUAAUCAGUCAACUCGAGACUCAACACCGAAAGUCUGAUCUCACUCUUCAGAAGAUGUGGUAUUAUCUUCAGCCGAGUUUCACACACUUAGCAAUACUUAAAGACAUCGCCAGUAAAGUGUCAAAGAGCAAAUCAAUUGGUGGUGCAGUUCUCAGUAUUCUUCACGAAAAUACCAUAUCAUUGACUGGUAAUACAAAAGCGCAAGAAUUUUGUCUGUCAUUAACGAGAAAAGCGAGUGAAUCCUACUUUGAAAUACUCGAGACCUGGAUAUAUGAGGGAAUCAUUGACGACCCGUUCAAAGAGUUCUUAGUGGAGGACAAAGCCAAUGAGAGCGACGAAGUCAUUCUCGACGAUCUCUUUUGGGAGAAUCGUUAUGAAGUGAUCAGAUCGCGAAUCCCUGUGUUCUUUGAGCGCCACUCGGAUAUGAUUAUGAAAACUGGCAAAUACUUAAGUGUUAUCCGCAACUGUGGCCGACAGAUAUCACGACCGCAUACUCCCGAACCUCUCAUCUACACGACUGAGGAAAGGGUUUAUAUUGAGAACAUUGAGAGCGCCUAUAAGUUUGCCUCAAAAGAGUUACUUCAUCUUCUGGUCGAUGAAUCAGAUUUGAUCGGAAGACUGAAGUCAAUAAAACACUACUUCUUCAUGGAUUUGGGAGACUUUAUCGUACAGUUCAUGGAUUUGGCGGGCGAUGAGCUCGAGAAAGACAUCGAUGACAUUGCUCUCAAUCGACUGGACUCACUGCUAGAGCUGUCUCUUCGGACAAGUCUUAUGAAUUCAGACGCUUAUAAAGACGACGUUCGCAUUGAAUUACUGCCCGAUUCACUGCACUCACAAAUGUCGCAAAUACUUAAUAUUGGCGUCAAUUCCAUCAAAGACCCCAAAGAGCUUUCCAUACCCGAGCCCUAUGUGUUGAAGGGCUCCGAAGCGCUGGCACUCGACUUUCACGUCUCGUGGCCCCUAUCGCUCAUCAUUAGUCGCAAAAACAUAACGUGUUAUCAAAUGCUUUUCCGACAUCUCUUUUACUGUAAAUAUGUUGAGAGACAGUUAGAAGAGGUGUGGAAAGGGAACAAAAUUGCCAAACGAUUCACACUGAAUGCGGUCACAGGCUAUGGACAGGCAUUCGCUUUGCGCCAAAAAAUGUUGAAUUUUGUACAAAAUCUGGAGUAUUAUAUAAUGCUUGAAGUGAUUGAACCGACAUUUCACCAGUUCUUGGAAUACGUUCAGACGAAGGUCUCGAGUGUCGACGAUAUGAUGAGAUCUCACGAGGACUACAUCCAGAAGUGUUUGCGCGACGCUAUGCUUACGUCUGGAGAACUGUUGAGAGCUAUCGUUCAGUUACUCAGACUUUGUAUCGUUUUCUCCAAUUUUAUGAAAGACUCUCACAGCCAUUCCGCUCAAUACGAGCUCUUGGAUUCAACCCAAGUGUUUGAGUGCCAUAACAAAGACAUUUCGGUCAGCAUUAAGGAGACUAAGGAACUGGAGAUCAGUUUCGAAGACAACAUCCAUUCUAUGCAAACAGACUUUGAUUCGCUUUUACACGAACUCCUGGAAGCGAUUAAACUCCAGACACAAGAGUCAUAUACAAUGAUUCCAGUCUUGAAUCGUCUUGACUUCAAUGGCUUUUAUCAAUCAAUGGAAUCAAGUAAUGACUACUAAUCACAACAUAUCUGCCAUAAGUUCAUCAGAUUAUCACUUAAUUAUCACAUUUUCGUCAACUAUUGAAGCAAUAGAUCUGAAGCG
Oppiella nova is the source of this 2619-nucleotide messenger RNA. NCBI's taxonomy places the organism in Eukaryota, Metazoa, Arthropoda, Arachnida, Sarcoptiformes, Oppiidae. The record is from the annotation of a GenBank genome assembly.